AUGCUCCUUCUCUACCUCAUCCUUGUCGUCUUCGGGGGCCCCGCCACGGCGCAAAUGACGGCUGGGGCUGUCAGUGACAUGUUCGUCUGCUCUGGCCCAAAGACCGUGACCUACACUUGGGGCGGUGGAAUCCCACCCUACACAGUCGAGUUAUGGAUCUCGGGCCACGCAAACACCAGUGAUGCCAACUUUUGGCUCUACGUGGGGGAGGUGUCCACCGACUCCUCCACGCAGGCCACAUACGACUUUUACGAACCCAGUCAGCCCGAAACCUUCCAGCUAGGUUACAGUGACUCGUCCUCGUCUCCCACUGUGUAUUCGGCCGAUUUCACGACUUCUCCUUCAGUGACCAUCGUUUUUGUCACCACUUCCGCCUCAAACUCCACUUCAGUACCAGCGUCCGCGUCCACGAGCAAAACCAAUGUCGGUGCUAUCGCUGGAGCCGUAAUUGGCGGCAUGUUCGCCCUCGGUACGACACUCGGCCUUGGAAUCUGGCUCGCCCUGCGCCGUCGCAACCAGACGCUCAAGGCAUCUGGACCAAUGCCAAUCCCGUUCGAGAUGGAAAGCGAAACGCGUCAGGUCCAUGAAACAGUACAGGAUCCCGGAUACACGCCCAGCCCUUUCAGCAACCGACAGUCCACUACCUCCCCAGUCCCUCCUCGCACCGCCACAACCUUCAGCGACAGCAGUGGCGCGAAGCGCAUUAGCGGACUGACCGCCGUAACUGGCCUGAGUGUGGGCUCAGUUACAGGCUUCGGAGACGACCAGUCGUCCACAUCGCCCCCGCCCAACAUCGCUUCCGUCGCCUCUACAAACCGCGUCGUUUCAAGCACGCCUGAGCCAUCGGUCGAAACAGCUGUGGUCAAUGAGGUGCCUCCGGCUGCAAGUUCCUCCAACGCCCAAACCGCUUUCCCCCACGCACAGGACGCCGGACUUGUUGGCCAGGUCGAUGGCCUCCUUCCUCCUCUUUACCAACGUGCUUGGGACCCAGAGCGGCAGGACGCCCCGGCGGCCACACCUGCAGGUGGUGACGACAAGUGGCAGGGGUACUCUCCUGAGCAGUACCAGUGA
Apiotrichum porosum is the source of this 1071-nucleotide messenger RNA. RefSeq lists its product as uncharacterized. The record is from RefSeq and is a predicted model, not a curated record. Bases 1 to 1071 code for a protein of 356 amino acids. The transcript has 3 exons. NCBI's taxonomy places the organism in Eukaryota, Fungi, Basidiomycota, Tremellomycetes, Trichosporonales, Trichosporonaceae.